Messenger RNA from Mollisia scopiformis, 2158 nucleotides. RefSeq names its product ankyrin. Gene Ontology annotation, molecular function: protein binding. The transcript is spliced from 3 exons. NCBI's taxonomy places the organism in Eukaryota, Fungi, Ascomycota, Leotiomycetes, Helotiales, Mollisiaceae. The record is from RefSeq and is a predicted model, not a curated record. The coding region runs from base 76 to 1965 and encodes 629 amino acids.
CAGGUGAUCAGGCUUCGACAACAUCUUCCAGGUUGAUGUCGUCCUGGAUGUCAGCUUACCUAGGCAUUGGGAGAUAUGGCCAAACUUCUAGAUCACUAUAAGAGCGAAAUUCACUCGCUGUAUAUCGCAGAUGGAAGGUCUCUAGAAGAUGUGCAACGAAUUUUGGAAGGCAGACAUAACUGCCACGCCUCUAUCAGAACCUAUCGAACCAAGCUUGCAAAAUGGAAUAUGCUCAAGAAAAAAGCCAGUCCUCGACGCCAAGUUGCAAAGAAAACGAAAUUGGACUCGAGCCUGGUGGUACAAACGCUCAAUACUGCGCAACAGACAAGAACUGUGCCAGGCGUGCCGUCAGUUGCUGAACUGGAAGUGCCUACCACUUGGGCAACACCCCUCUCUAGCGGCCUUCGCCACAGCUUCAACAGCUCAGAUCCGAAUGCGAUCGAGAAUUCGAAUUUGCAUGAUAGCCUGGCGACUGGAAACACUGGCAUUGCUCAAGAAUCGGAUCUCACAUCUCGGUCUCGCCUUUUCGAUGCUAUAUUAAAUGGAGAUGAAGAAGAAGUUACAGAGAUGCUUUUUAGCGGCACAUCUAUUCGCAUGCGAGAUACGAAUAACAACACACCCUUGCAUGCAGCAAUCUUGAAGGGUAACGUCGCUAUUGUCAAUUCCAUACUCAACUACCGGGCUGAUAUCGACGCUACUGGUUUCAAACGAAGGGCUCCUCUCCACCUAGCGAUCGCUUCAAAAACGCUUGCUCAGCUUUUGCUCAAGCGUUCGCCAAUUCUGUCACCUCAAGAUGAUGAAGGAAACACACCUUUGCAUUUUCUGCUCAAUACUAAAGACUGGUGGGAUGACCAAGAUGCUACGACAUUGAUCAGCUCGCUUCUCUCCUCUGGCGCUGAUGUCAAUAUCAUCAACCGAUUUGGCGAGUCACCAUUACACCGAGUAGUAUCGGAAGCGCUACCAAGGUCUUUACGGUAUCUAAAUCUUCUCUCCCAGUUUCUUGACCAUAAUCCGGACGUAGCAUCGCCAAUGCGAAACGGCAUGACCCUUAUUCAUGUCUUCUUGACUCAGAGUAAAAUACUUGCUCUUCGAUAUACUUGGCGGGGACAGUUUUCAGAAGAGUAUGACUGUCUCCGGAAAUUUCUGACAGCCGGUGCUGAUUCAGACACUAUGGUUGACUCAAAGCCUCUCAUCAUUCAAUGCCUUUCAAUACAUUAUUUCUCAGAACAUGCCAAGUUCGAAGGAUUCUUGCGGCAACUUAUACAAAGUGCGAACAUAGAUGUUAAGGACGAUGCUGGAAAUUAUCCCUUGCAUCUAAUUCUCAAACGGCUGCCCCGGGGUGUAUAUGAGAUGACUGCCGCUCUCAUCUCUCGGAGUGCGAGCCUAGUGCAGACAAACAACGAAGGUGCCACUCCAUUAGAGAUUUGGCUUCAAAAAACCAGGCGUAUGCGUUCCGAGCUAGUGAAGGUUACUCUACUCCUCGUUGAGGCAGGAGCGGACAUCAUGAUGCCAACAUCAACUGGAAAGAGUCUAUUCGAUAUGCUCUACUGGCUCAAAAAUGAUGAUCAGAUUGCUCUGACGAAGGCUUUCUUGAAAACUGGAGCAACCCCACGGGAAAAUGCUCCCAGCGCUGCCUCACCGUCGGAAUGGGUUCAGAUAUGGCGUGCUGCAUGGAGACAAUCAUCUUGGUUGAGUGCUCAGGCCCGAAUGAUUGAGCUUGAACAAUGCCAUUCCAGACCCAAGACUAUUCACUUCAUGGAUUGUGCUUAUUUUACGAUAAUCGAAAAGCAGCUAGAAUUUCACAAGUCUAAAUUGAAAGAUUGGCAAGAGGGGGCAGUUGAAAAGGAAUCGGUGAUAAGCAACUAUGAGGAGUAUUGUGCGAUCUUGAGAGUUUGCAGGGAGCGAGUGAUUGAGAUUGAUGUUUCAUGGUACACUAAGUUGCUCGAUCUUAUGGACUUUAAAUGAACUUAGAAAGGAUGCAAUAUGGGUGGGAACUGGACUACGGUGGACAUGUGGGCUGAUCCGUUUCGGUACGAUUUCUUUCUUGCGUUGUACUUAGGCGUUAUUUCAAUCUUAACUCCUGGAAAGUUUGGUAUUUUGGGAUUCAGCAGAGAAAAGAGCAGAAUAUUUUCGACCCAAGGACACUACAAACAACUCG